AUGAAUAUACUAUGGAUUGUGGCGCUAAUUGGCCAUCUGAUCCAGCUCGUUCAGGCAACUGGCCUUUGUGCAAUGUAUGGGAAUUGCGGGAAAAAGUCAAUAUUUGGGAACGAACUACCUUGUCCUGCUCAACCUAGCUUUGAACCACCUCUCCUUUCAGAUGAAACUAGUAAAAUUUUGGUUGAAGUUUGUGGUGAAGAGUGGAAAGAAGUUCGUCAUGCUUGUUGCACCAAAGAUCAGGUCGUGGCCUUAAGGGAUAAUCUGCAAAAGGCCCAGCCUUUGAUUGCUUCAUGCCCAGCAUGCCUCAAGAAUUUCAAUAAUCUUUUUUGCCACUUCACUUGCGCUCCUGACCAAGGAACGUUUGUUAAUAUUACCAAAGUAGAAAAGUCAAAAGAAGACAAGGAUAUUGUUGCAGAACUGGACGUUUUUAUGAAUUCAUCAUGGGCGUCUGUAUUCUACGAUUCAUGUAAAAACAUCAAAUUCUCUGCUACCAAUGGUUAUGCGAUGGAUUUGAUUGGAGGUGGUGCCAAAAACUACAGUCAAUUUUUGAAAUUUUUGGGAGAUGCAAAGCCUAUGCUAGGAGGAUCUCCCUUUCAGAUCAAUUAUAAGUACGAUUUGCCAGAGCAGGAAAAGGAAUGGCAAGAAUUUAAUGAUGAAGUUUAUACGUGCGAUGAUGCCCAAUAUAAAUGUGCAUGCUCUGACUGUCAAGAAUCUUGCCCUGAUUUGGCUCCUUUGAAAGACGGUACUUGUAAAGUUGGUUCUCUUCCAUGUUUCUCCUUUUCUGUGGUGAUAUUUUAUACUGUCUGUGCACUUUUUGUAGCUACGUGGUAUUGCUUCUUCAAGAGAAAGGAAGGGAGAGCGCUGAUUGUAGAUGACGAUAUUUUACCGGAGUCGGCUUCUUUGGAUGACUCUAAUACAAAUAUAUUUGAGAGCUUUAAUAACGAAACAAAUUCAUUUAAUAACAAAUUGGCCAGUGCUUUCUCAAAAGUGGCACAAUUUUCCGUCCAAAAUCCAUACAAAAUAUUAGCAGCUACUGCCCUUAGUAUCUUUGCAUUCGGUUUUAUCAUCUUUCAAUACGGUACCCUUGAAACAAAUCCAAUCAACUUAUGGGUAAGUAAGAACUCUGAAAAAUUCAAAGAAAAAGAAUAUUUUGACGAUAAUUUUGGGCCAUUCUAUAGAACAGAGCAAAUUUUUGUUGUGAAUGAAACAGGGCCUGUUCUAUCGUAUGAGACACUUGAAUGGUGGUUCGAUAUUGAAAAAUUUAUUACGGAAGAGCUACAAUCGCCAGAAAAUAUUGGAUACCAAGACCUUUGUUUCAGACCAACAGAAGACUCUACCUGCGUUAUAGAAUCCUUUACGCAAUACUUUCAAGGAGCUUUGCCGGAGAAGGAUAGCUGGAAAAGAGAAUUAAAGGCCUGUGGAAAGUUUCCAGUAAAUUGCUUACCUACUUUCCAGCAACCUUUGAAAACUAAUCUUCUUUUUAGUGACGACGAUAUACUUAGCGCCCAGGCCUUCGUGGUAACACUCUUGUUGACUAACCACACUCAAUCGGCUAAUCGUUGGGAAGAGAAGUUGGAAAACUAUUUGUUAGAUUUAAAAGUUCCAGAAGGUUUGAGGAUAAGUUUCAAUACGGAAAUCUCUUUGGAGAAAGAAUUGAAUAAUAACAAUGACAUUCUAACCGUUGCUAUAUCUUACCUCAUGAUGUUUUUGUACGCUACAUGGGCUUUGAGAAGAAAAAGCGGAGAAACAAGGUUACUGCUUGGUGUGUCGGGUCUAGUUAUAGUCUUGGCCUCUAUUAUCUGCGCAUCCGGCUUUUUAACUCUUUUUGGUUUAAGGUCGACAUUGAUCAUAGCAGAGGUUAUACCAUUCCUAGUCCUAGCAAUUGGUAUAGAUAACAUUUUUUUGAUUACGCAUGAGUAUGAUAGGAAUUGCGAGCAAAAGCCAGAAUACUCAAUUGAUGAAAAAAUAGUCAGUGCUAUAGGGAGGAUGUCUCCUUCUAUAUUGAUGUCAUUGCUGUGCCAGACAGGUUGUUUUUUGAUAGCAGCCUUUGUUACAAUGCCAGCGGUCCAUAAUUUUGCUAUAUACUCCACGGUAUCUGUUAUGUUUAAUGGGGUGCUGCAGUUGACAGCGUACGUGUCAAUUCUGUCUCUCUACGAAAAGAGAACCAAGUAUAAACUAGUUACAGGAAAUGAAGACGCUACGGAAUCCUCUUUGAACAGCUUUUAUCUUAAGAUUCUGAUUCACAAGAAGAUGAUUUUAGGAGCAUUUUUGGCUUGGUUUUUAACCUCUCUGGUUUUCUUACCUGGAAUCGAAUUCGGAUUAGACCAAACAUUGGCCGUUCCACAGGAUUCUUACCUGGUUGACUAUUUUAAUGAUGUUUAUCGCUUUUUAAACGUAGGCCCACCAGUAUACAUGGUUGUGAAGAACUUAGAUUUAACUCAAAGGCAAAACCAACAAAAAAUAUGUGGUAAAUACACUACCUGUCAGAAGGACUCUUUGGCUAAUGUUUUAGAGCAAGAAAGACACAGAUCAACAUUAACGGAGCCAUUGGCUAAUUGGUUAGAUGACUAUCUAAUGUUUUUAAACCCUCAGCUAGAUCAAUGCUGUAGGUUAAAGAAGGGAACAGAUGAAGUUUGUCCUCCUUUUUUCCCUAGCAGAAGUUGUGAAACUUGCUUUCAACAAGGAUCUUGGAAUUACAAUAUGUCAGGGUUUCCUGAAGGUAGUGAGUUUAUGGAGUACUUGAGCGUAUGGAUUAAUGCACCAAGCGACCCCUGUCCUCUAGGUGGGCGCGCUCCGUAUUCAACUUCUUUGGUGUAUAACGAAACAGGUGUUUCUGCUUCAGUUUUCAGGACAGCGCAUCGUCCUCUGAGAUCCCAAAAGGACUUUAUUCAGGCCUAUGAUGAUGGAAUUAGGAUAUCAGCCUCUUUCCCUGAAUUAGACAUAUUUGCAUAUUCACCAUUUUACAUUUUCUUUGUGCAGUAUCAAACUUUGCUGCCAUUAACGUUGAAGCUGAUAGUUAGUGCCAUCGUUCUGAUCUUUUUUGUUUCUUCUCUUUUCUUGCGGAACAAACGAAACUCAUUCUUAUUGGCCUUGGUUGUUACUAUGAUCAUCGUAGAUAUUGGUGCUUUGAUGGUGCUUUUGGGUAUUUCACUGAAUGCUGUAAGUUUGGUUAAUUUGAUUAUUUGCGUCGGUUUAGCUGUGGAGUUCUGUGUUCAUAUUGUAAGAUCGUUUACAGUAGUAACAAGUGAUACCAAAAAAGACACUAAUUCGAGAGUUCUUUACUCACUGAAUACUGUAGGCGAGUCGGUCAUCAAAGGCAUAACUUUAACCAAGUUUAUUGGAGUUUGUGUUCUAGCAUUCGCCCAGUCAAAAAUAUUUGAUGUAUUUUAUUUCAGGAUGUGGUUUACUCUGGUUAUUGUUGCAGCAAUGCAUGCCCUUUUAUUUCUUCCUGCAUUGUUGUCAUUGUUUGGUGGCGAAGGCUUUAGGGACGAUUCCAUAGACGCAGAAGAUUAA
This is a messenger RNA of Saccharomyces eubayanus, 3513 nucleotides long. It is a transcript of the gene NCR1, whose product is annotated as sphingolipid transporter. Lineage: Eukaryota; Fungi; Ascomycota; Saccharomycetes; Saccharomycetales; Saccharomycetaceae. The transcript has a single exon. Gene Ontology annotation, cellular component: membrane. The record is from RefSeq and is a predicted model, not a curated record. The coding region runs from base 1 to 3513 and encodes 1170 amino acids.